Molecule: messenger RNA, 7088 nt
Organism: Helicoverpa zea (corn earworm)
Lineage: Eukaryota; Metazoa; Arthropoda; Insecta; Lepidoptera; Noctuidae
Gene: BRWD3
Product: bromodomain and WD repeat-containing protein 3
Exons: 19
Coding region: 131-5380 (1749 amino acids)
Biological process (GO): regulation of cell shape; regulation of transcription by RNA polymerase II; cytoskeleton organization
Cellular component (GO): nucleus
Molecular function (GO): protein binding
Source: RefSeq, a predicted model, not a curated record
GCCAUUUUGCUAUUAUUACAGAAGGUUGCAUUAUCUGUUCGUCAACAAUGUAAAGUGAAAUGUUUGCUCGAAUUUUAUAGUGAAUGUAAUGUGAAGUUAAGAUUUAACCCUUGAAAUAAAAACUAGGGUUAUGGAGGAGUCCAACGAGGAGCACAGGGUCAUUCCCGAACUCUACUUUCUGAUAGCGAAAUUCCUGUCGGGCGGACCCCUGAAGGAGACUGCAAAGACUCUGCUAAAAGAGCUCGAGAGUAUAGAGGUGCUGCCCCGGCGACUCGACUGGGAGGGACGCGAGCACGCCCAGUCUUACGAUGAACUGGCGGCGCAGCACGCGGACGUGGGGUGGCGGCGGCUGGCGACGGUGUGCGCGCGGGCGCUGGCGCUGGCGCAGCGCGCGCCCGACGAGCUGCCGGAGCGGCUGGCGGCGCGGCUGUCGCUGCUGUCCGAGUCGCUGGUGCGCCCGCGCCCGCUCUACGCCUCGCACAAGCCCGACCACUCGCUCGUGCGCCGCCUGGUGGCGCGCGAGCUGGGCGCGGGCGCGGCGGCGCGCGCCGGCGGCCGCGGCGGCCCCGCGCUGUUCCCCGCGCGCAUGCUGGCCGGCCUGCAGCUGCAGCGCCGCACGCUGGGCCACCUGUCCGCCGUGUACUGCGUGGUGUUCGACUGCUCGGGCCGCUACGUGAUGACGGGCGCGGACGACAUGCUGGUGAAGGUGUGGAGCGCGGCGGACGGGCGGCUGCUGGCCACGCUGCGCGGCGUGGGCGCGGAGGUGACGGACGUGUGCGUGUCGGCGGACGGCGCGCUGCUGGCGGCGGGCUCGGUGGACCGGCUGGUGCGCGUGUGGUGCCUGGCGUCGGGCGAGCCGCGCGCCGUGCUGGCGGCGCACGCGGGCACCAUCACGUCGGUGCACUGGGCGCCGCCCGCGCGCCGCGACGUGCGCUGGCUGGCCAGCACCAGCACCGACUGCUCCGUGGCCUUCUGGACGUGCUCGCCCGAGGGCCACUUCCUGUCGCAGCCGGUGCAGUACGUGGAGCGCAUGCGGCCCGGCGUGUGCCACAUGAUCUGCGCCGCGUGGUCGGCGGGCGGCGCCUUCCUGGCGGCCGGCAGCGCCGACCACCACGUGCGCAUCUACACGGUGGAGCACGAGCCGGGCGGGCCCAAGCGCGUGCUGGAGACGCCGGUGCACGACGACGCCGUGGACAGCAUCGCCUGGGCGCACCGCGGCCUGCGCUUCGUGUCGGGCAGCAAGGACGGCAGCGCCGCCCUCUGGACGCUGCACGCCACCCAGUGGCGCCACGUGCUGCUGCAGCCCAAGUCCACCACGCAGGACGGCAAGCGCCUCAAGAUGACGAUGGUGUGCUGGGACUGCAGCGACGCGUUCGUGCUGACGGCCGCGUCGGACAACACGAUCCGCGUGUGGUGCGCGCGGACGGGCGCGGCGGUGCGGAUCCUCCGCGCGCACCGCGACGAGGCCUACGUGCUGGAGGCGCACCCCUUCCUCGCCGGCGUGUUCCUGUCGGCCGGACACGACGGACAGCUGCUCGUGUGGGACGCCCGGGCGCCCGAGCCGCUCGCCGCCUUCCACAACCGCAUCGACGGCCACGGCGACGGCGCCAUCUUCGACGCCAAGUGGGGCGGCGGCGCCAGCGUGGCGGCCACCGACUCGCACGGCCACCUCCUCCUGCUCGGGCUGGGGCGAGGACACCGGCUGUUCGCGCAGCUGCCGCCGGAGCUGUUCUUCCACACGGACUACCGGCCGGUGGUGGUGGACGCGCUGGGCGGCGCGCACGACGAGCAGACGGACACGCCGCCGCACCUGCUGCCGCCGCCCUUCCUCGUGGACGUGGAGGGCGCCCCGCACGCGCCCGAGUACCAGCGCCUCGUGCCGGGCCGCGAGAACCUCGCGCUGGCGCAGCUGAUCCCGGCGGCCGAGGCGCCGCGCUCGCGCAUCGACGCGAUGAUCGAGGCGCUGGCGGUGGCCGGGGGCCGCUCGCCGCGCGGCGUGUGGCGCGGGGAGGGCGUGCGCUACACGGCGGGCAGCUGGCAGCGCGGCGACCCGCGCGACGUGCCCAGCUGCACGCGCCCGCUCGUGCCGCCGCUCGCGCCCGCCGCCUGCGACCACAUACACAAAGCAUGCGCGGAACUGAACGCCCUCGAACAGAGCUGGUACCGGCGCGAGAUGCGCCGCCGGCCGCUGAUGAUCAGCACGGCGGCGGAGGGCGCGGGGGGCCCGCGGCGGCGCGCGGGGCGGCGGCGGGCCCCCGCGCGGGCCCCCGCGCGCCGCCCGCGCCCCGAGGAGCCGCCCGAGCCGCCCUCCGCCUCCUGCAGCGACACCAGCGACGAGUGGGUGCAGCGCCGCCCGCGCCGCGCCCGCGAGCCCGCCUCCUCGCUCGACCUCACCGACACAGACACCAGUCGCGGGAAAACGGCUAAUAAUUUAUAUCAAGCUUAUGUCAAAAUUAAUGAUUGUGAUCUCCAAUCUUCAAACAUCGGUUGGAUCGGUUAUUGCAUCGGGCAGGGCAGCAUUGCAUGUACUAUUAUAAUAUCGUGUGUGAAUACUAAUGGUGUUGUGGUUUGUCGCAGCUCGCAUAACUCGCAUAACUCGCAUAACUCCGCCAGUAAGAGCGACAGCUCGUCGUCGUCGUCGCAGUACUCGGACUGGCAGGCGGGCGCGGAGCUGGCGCCGCCAGCCAGGGCCAGGCGACGGCCGCUGCCCACCAACCGGCCAAGCGCGGUGACUACGAAACGAGCGGAGAGAGCGGCGGCGGGGGCUGGCACGGGGGCGGAGGCGGGGGCUGCUGGCGACGAGGCGGGGGCGGAGGCCGGCGGCGCCUCGGCUGCGGCGGACGCGGCGGCCGAGCUGCCGGACGCGUACCGGCCGGGCGAGUGGAUCACGGCCGUGUCGCCGCGCAAGGCGCCCUACCACCCGCAGAUGGGCGACGAGUGCCUCUACUUCCGACUGGGACACCAGCGCUACUUCGAGGCGGUGGCGGAGAAGGACGUGUACAAGGUGACCGCGCGCGACAAGCCCUGGGAGCGCACCCACGUCUACGAGUGCGAGCUGGUGCGCGUGGUGGGCAUCAAGUACGUGAUCAAGCCGCCGCGCGUGGCGUGCCUGCGCCUGUCCUGUGCGCUGGGGACCGGGCGGACGCUGACGGUGCGCUACCACGACAUGGCCGACGUCAUCGACUUCCUGGUGCUGCGGCAGCAGUACGACGCGGCCGUGGCGCGGCGCUGGGGGCCCGGCGACCGCUUCCGCUGCAUGAUCGACGACUGCUGGUGGACGGGGCAGGUGCUGGAGAGCGCGGCGGGCUCGGGCGCCGACACGGGCGCGGCGGCGGGGCUGGCGGGCGAGGCGGCCCAGCGCUGGGCGGCGGCGGCGGCGGCGCAGUUCCUGUCGCUGCGCGUGCGCUGGGACAACAACGAGGUGGAGCGCCUGUCGCCCUGGGACCUGGAGCCCAUCGACCCGCAGCGCCUGCCCGCGCAGCCCGGCGGCGCCGUGCCCGUGCUGCCGCACGAGCUGGACGCCGUGCUGUACCGCGCCGAGCCCGCCGAGUGGCCGCCGCACGGGGACCGCGCCGCGGCGUGUAGAGCCAUCGCGCAGCACAUCGGCGCGGUGAUGUCGCUGGCGGCGGCGGAGGCGUUCGUGGCGCCGGUGGACCUGCAGCAGUACCCCGCCUACGCGCGCGUCGUGCCCUACCCGGUGGACCUGGCCACUAUCCGCGCGCGGUGCGACAACUUGUUCUACCGGCGAGCGGCCGCGGCGCAGUUCGACGUGCGGUACCUGGCGAGCAACGCGGAGCAGUUCAACGAGGCGCACAGCAGCAUCGUGCGGGCGGCGCGGCUGGUGUCGGAGCUGCUGCUGCGCUGCAUCGCGGACUGGCGCCAGCUGGACGUGCUGGCCGCCUACCGCGCGCUGCAGGCGCAGUACACCAGCGACGACGACGACGACCAAGCAUGGAGGCCCCAAGCUGCCAGGGUCCUGGCCGAGCUGCUGGCGUCAGCGGACGCGGAGCCGUUCCGCUCGCCGGUGCAGGCCCGCGAGGCGCCCGACUACUGGCGCGUGGUGGCGCGGCCGCUGGACCUCGGCACCGUGCGCGCCAGCCUGCUCGCCGGCGAGUACGCCACGGCCGAGCACUUCGCUAGCGAUGUGAGGCGGGUGUUCGCUAACAGCAGGCUGUACAAUACUAAUAAGAGGAGUCGGAUCUACUCGAUGACAGUCCGCCUGUCCGCGCUGUUCGAGGCGCUGUGGGCGCGCGUGUCGCCGCCCGCGCCGCGGCGGACGAGGAGACACAAGCGACAACAGAUCAAUGGCACUGCCACAAACGGCGUAUCUCGUUCAGCAUCAGGCUCCGAGUCCAACAGCUCGGAGUCAGAGACCCUCGCCGCCACCUCGCGCCGCGUGCACGCGCGCCUCGCCGCCGACACGCCGCCCCGCGCGGCUCGCUCCGCGCGCUCUACGCGGUCCGCGCGGUCUGCACGGUCCGCGCGGACGGUGCGCGCGGACAGGACGCGGGCGCCCAGAGACUCGUGGGACAGUGACGCGCCGCUGCAUGUGCAUAGGAAAGGUAAGGGCGUGGGCAAGAAGAGCAAGAGCAGCAGCGCGAGUGCUGAGCCGCUGCCCUCCACCAGCAGAGAGCCCGACGCAGAGGUGGAGGGUAACGGCGCGUCGUCAUGGUCGUCAUCGUCGUCGGAGUCGCACAUCCGCGUGGUGGAGGAGGAGCUGCGCGACGACGAGGUGGAGCUCACGUACGACAGCGACCGGCCGGCUCCCCGCCGCAAGCGAGCCCGCCCGCACUCCGACUCCUCCGCCGCCGCGCCCAAGCGCAACCGCGAGCGCUUCUCCUCCAGCUCGUCCUCCAGCGAGCCCGACUCCGACUCCGCGGCCAGCGCGCGGCGCUACUCCUCCGACCGCUCCUACCGCCCGCGCUACUCCUCCGACGAGGACGCGCCGCUGCAGCAGUACCGCGCCCGCGCCGCCGGCAGCCUGCGAGCCCGGGGGCUGCGGCGCUACAACGAGGACAGCGAGGAGGACUCCGUGGCCGCCAUCAGCAAGCGCCUGCAGCACCACCACCACGCGCGCACGCACCACGCGCACGUCGCGCGGCGGCGCCGGCACCACGCCGAGCAGAGCCUGGCGGCGGAGGGCGGCGCGCACACGAGCGACCACAACUACUACAACGGACACGCGCAUGCGCCCAGGCAUCACCCACGGGAGCAUCACAGCAGGAACGGCAGCGCGGCGGACGCGGCCGGCCCCGCGCCCGGCGUGUCGGGAGUGUCGGGCACGUCGGGCACAGCGGGCGAGGCGGGUGCUGUGUCCAUCUCGUCACGCGGCCGAGUACGCAAGCUGACUGCCAAGGCACGCGGCCUGCUGCGGGAAUGAGCCCGGCGAGGGCGGCGCCGCUCUCCCGCCAACUAGGGGCACUGUGUGUCCAGCAGUGACCAGUGCUGUGCCAGGCCCUUACAGUGACCAAUGUGACGCGUAGUGGACUAAUAGUGAACAAGUGCAGUGCGGUACACUAACAGUGACAAAAUAUGCAACUCGUGAUAUUAUACAUAGUGUUCUAUACGUGUGAUGUUAUCAACGAAACAUAAUAAAAUGCCGAAUUUAAUAACUAUGGGGAUAAAACUGUGGUAGUAAUUAAUAAGUGUACAAAUUUGUGGAAACCGCAAGUUAACAUUGAUCAAUCACUUAUUCAAGUAAUUUGUAGGUUUUAACAGACAAUUUGAAAUGACCGCUCAAUAUUUAAUAAUAGACAUGUGUAGGAAGUCAAUAGUGUUGUAAAUACGUUGAUGACUGAUACCCCAGGCACAUACGCGUGUGAUAUAUCGAUAGACUAGCGGCGCACUUGUGAUAUUAGUGUAUCGAGUGUAGCUGUGUGCACGCCGCCUAAUACUUACUCUACUGUAGUAUACAAUAUACUGGGCUAACCUAUUGGCUUUGAGCUGAAACUAAAGUCUAUAGGUAAUGUAGGGGCUGUACCUGAGUUCAUUCUCAACCGUGAUCUAAUGAUAAUAAUUUUAUAGAAUGUGCCAUCAUUAACUAUUUCAUAUUGUUUAUUCAACAUACAAAUCAUGUAUGUUUGACAAUUAAAUGUAUGUCAUUGCUUCUAAAUGACUAUAGUUUUGGCUCAAAGUCUUAUAAUGAGAUAACACAAGCGAAGUGAGCUCUAUGAGCAUCAUGUAUGCAUUGAGCUCGGUACGAUGACACUCGCGCAGAUUUCAUAAAUACUGUAGUCAGCUGUAACCAGCUGUUCCGAGAGCAAUCUCAAGUCUUGCAAGUGUGCUGUAGCUAAGAACAAGUUAGUUAAGCAAUGUGAAAUAAUAUGUACAUAUAGAUGUAGGGCCGUACUUAACGCACAGGUGUACGUAGGUACAGAACUAAUUUGGUACAGGGCGCUCGGAUAAUACAGCUGUAUCUAGUUACACUAGAAAUUGUGAAUUUUCUUUAAAACAUGAAAUAAUGGUUUGUUAAUGGUAAAUACCAUGUUUUAGCUCCAUAGUUCAAUAAACAGCUGUCUUCCUAUGAAGUGAACUGAUGCAAAGCAGUGUUUUGAAGUCACUGGUAGCUAACUUCAGAGUGUCAAAGUUAUUUGAAGGCAACUGUACUGCAAGGUGUAUGUGUCGAGUUUCUCGAUACUAUUUUUGUAUAUUCUGUUGAUUUUAAUAAAAUGGAACUGUUCAAGUGCUCUGUACCGAACAUCAAGUGUUCAGUUAAUAACUAGUUUGUAAGUAUUAGCUGAAUUUAAUAUUGUGUAUUUGUGAAGGCAUAUUUGCAAUCUGUCCUGUUGUGUACAUCUGAUAUAAACUGUACAUAUAUCAUGUAUGUGUGUGUCUGUUCACAAUACCUAGGGUAAGGGUGACUGACAAGAUAAUGCAUACAGUAUAAUUUAAUCAAUGAUGGAGGGUUUAUGUAUGUGUUAGUUUUCUGUGUAAUUCACUCUCCAAGCAAUUCAGUGUGCAGUGGAAUGUACAGUUUGAUGCACUCAUUCAACACGUCAUCAACAUGUCGUCAACAUGGCGUACGAUCACGUGAUACUCGUACUGGUUAUGUAUUGUAGUAUGCAUUGUUUAUUAAAUAUUGCAAACUU